This is a messenger RNA of Mycena indigotica, 699 nucleotides long. RefSeq lists its product as uncharacterized. NCBI's taxonomy places the organism in Eukaryota, Fungi, Basidiomycota, Agaricomycetes, Agaricales, Mycenaceae. The record is from RefSeq and is a predicted model, not a curated record. The transcript is spliced from 2 exons. Bases 1 to 699 code for a protein of 232 amino acids.
AUGCAUUCACGCUCUGGAAAUGGUCCUUUGGCGACCCCACAAUCUAGACUGUCGCGUGCUCUGGGGCACCGACGCCGACGGACUAUUUCUGUUGUGUCUGUCUCCCCAAAUACCACCUCCAAAAUCAUGAUUGCUGUAAACAGCAGUCCAAGCACGAGCACCAAGACAAACGGGAGUGCAUUAGGGUCGUUUACCCUGACUGGGUGCGCUCGAGACGCGUUGCUGGAUGUCGCUUUUCCCAAGCUGGACGACGAUGGCUAUGACGAGUACGGAGAGAGUCUCGAUUCUCAUGACGCGUUUUUUGCGGCUCGUGACCGUGAUGAUGACUUGCCUGGCCCUCUUCGUCUCCGCUCAGACAGCAGCUGCACAGAUGUCUCGAUUCCGUCUCUCAGCAGAACAGCUUCUCCCUUCCAGGAGCAGUCGUCCAUUCCACCAGGCUGGGGUCAAUACCCCCGUGUUCGACCACGAGCCGUCACUUCUGUCACACUUCCUCCAAUAGCCGGCAUCCACCCCAUACUCGAAUCGCUGGAACAUGGAUCACGCGUCGCAACAGGGCCAGUUAUGUGUGCUGCCUGCGAAAAACUCGGUUCUAAUUUCCCUCGCUGCAAACACUGUGCACAAAUGUGGUGCUCUAGAGAAUGUCGAACCUCACCAUUUCAUCGAUGUCAUACCAACAAGGCAAAACAAGCCGCGGUGUGA